GCUCCACCGACUACAGUGACUCGAUAGCUAUGAAAAGAAAUAUAAAUGAUAUAAAAACGUUUAUCGUGUUCUGCAUGUAUCAUGAUGUAUACAAAUGCAACAGGUUGCAAUGAAUGCUGGACAUGAGAAAAUAACAUAUUGGAAAAACUUGGUUAGCCUAAAUGAUUAUUAAACUCGCUAUUCAAACAAAACAUACUGAUCCAAGCAGGAAUUCAAUAUUUUCAUUAUUGGAUUGAACUACUAUAUCGAUUUAAAUUAUUCCAGGUUUAGUUAAGGAUAUGGGAAUGCACAGUAACAUUUAUUUUACUUGAUUGAGAGGUUAUGGAAAAUAUAACACGUUACUUCGUGUGACUGCUGUCUGUAUUAAAGUAUCAGUGGUCCAUGAUACCACCAGAAAUUCACUAAAAGCUGAAGCGUCCCAGCGGGGAUGGCUUUCACAUGGUGUGACAAGUACUGGGGCUGAGUUCAGUCAUGUGGAUGAUUUCAAGGCAGCGGGGAUGGAAACGAUCGGUUUCAUCGGGUCAUUAGCUGGUUUUCUUCUGUAUGUGAUAGCGCCAUUGGCACUAUUUCUAAAUGCUAAGAUAGGGACGCGAUUCACUGCUUUACUCGGUGUCAUCAUUUCAUCAGCGGGUCUGGUAGGAGCGGCUUGGUCCACUGAAAUAUGGCAUCUAUUCCUCACGUACAGUGUCCUGUUCGGUGUUGGUGCCAGCUUGUCCACACAUCCUUCCUUUCUUCUAGUGGGCGAAUACUUCCCAAGAAACAACAAGUACCACAUAGCGGCCACGAGCAUGGAGGCAAUAGGGGGAGCAUUGGGUCAUGUAAUUAUACAGCCGCUUUCUGAAAUCUUCAUUCAACAUUAUGGCUGGUCAACUACAUUCCUCAUCUUUGGAGUUACGGAGUUUAUAGUUGGUACUGUGACGUGUGCCACGUUCCGCCCGUGUUCAACUAGUGGCAACACAGAAACAACUGCUCUGUUAGAUGACUCACCCGAGGAAAACAGUCCCAUUGAGAGCACGGAACUGUCUCCAGUAGAUAAAACUACAAAAGACGCAAACACAUUCUCUUCAGAGUCAGAGAAACAUGUCAUCAAUGAGAACCAUGACAAUGUUGACGAUAAGCAAAUGACACCAGGAACUUUGCCAUUUAAUGGCUAUAGUAUACUCAUGCUAUUUGUUGUUUUAUGGCUGAUUGGAUGUUUCUCAACCAGUCUGGCGUAUUAUGCCCAUUCAAUAGUCAUAGUGAAAUAUAUGGAAAAGAGUCUAAACAUAGACAGUUGGCGAGGGGCGCUGACCAUAGUGUGGCUGGGUAUAGGGGAGAUCAUUACCCGAUUGGUCACAUGUAUCUUCGGAGAUCGCAUUAAAGGAAGACUCUUCUGGCUGUACGUCUUCUGCAAUAUAGCUCUAGUCUUGGAUAAUGUAGCAGGCCUAUCUGGCAGAGAUUUCAUGCACAUGUCAAUCUUUACUUCAGUGAUGGGGCUAGCUGCAGGUCCAAUGUGGGCAGCAUGGUACGGGGCAUGCGGUGACGUACUCUUUGGCCAACACAUCCCUCUGUUGUUUACACUUACACGUUCUAUGAAUGGAAUAGGACUUGGACUCGGACCACUCAUCGCAGGUGUCAUCUACGAGUCUACGGGCAGUUACAGAAAUGUGUUUUUCCUCAACUGUGGUUUGUAUGGAGCGGCUGCCAUAUUCUUCCUAUUACUUAUCAUACUCCAGCGGCACCUCUACCCAGACUAUACCUACGGUGGCGAAUAUUUCAACCUGGCGGUAAAGUCUGAUAGGAAGAACAAUAAUGCUGGGACAAGCAAUAACACAGAUGAUAAUAGCAGGCCACACAUACAAAUGGAUCCUGUGUUGACGUUGUCUUCCAAAAAAAGUCCUUAUGAAAAAUUGGAAUAAUUCUUGGGUAAUAGCUAAAGUAAAUGUUAUAUGUAUUUUUAUAUUUAUUUUAAUUUUUCUUUUUUAGAGUGACUUACAAAAAUAGUUCAGUAAAUAUGUAUAUUAUACUUAUAAAAUACAAAAUAUACAUAAUAUUAUAUAUUUUUCGAUUCU
Molecule: messenger RNA, 2051 nt
Organism: Owenia fusiformis
Lineage: Eukaryota; Metazoa; Annelida; Polychaeta; Sabellida; Oweniidae
Source: the annotation of a GenBank genome assembly